Molecule: messenger RNA, 2258 nt
Organism: Chionomys nivalis (European snow vole)
Lineage: Eukaryota; Metazoa; Chordata; Mammalia; Rodentia; Cricetidae
Gene: Cirbp
Product: cold inducible RNA binding protein
Exons: 8
Coding region: 84-602 (172 amino acids)
Biological process (GO): positive regulation of mRNA splicing, via spliceosome
Cellular component (GO): spliceosomal complex
Molecular function (GO): RNA binding
Source: RefSeq, a predicted model, not a curated record
CACUCGCGCGUUAGGAGGCUUGGGUGUGUUUGGCGCGCUGUCUUCCCGCCCGCGUCAGGGACCUGCCCGGCUCAGCGGCUGCCAUGGCGUCAGACGAAGGCAAGCUUUUCGUGGGAGGGCUAAGCUUCGAUACCAACGAGCAGGCACUGGAGCAGGUCUUCUCCAAGUAUGGGCAGAUCUCUGAAGUGGUGGUGGUAAAGGACAGGGAGACCCAGCGAUCCCGAGGCUUUGGGUUUGUCACCUUUGAGAACAUUGAUGAUGCUAAGGACGCCAUGAUGGCUAUGAAUGGGAAGUCUGUGGAUGGGCGGCAGAUCCGAGUUGACCAGGCUGGCAAGUCUUCUGACAACCGGUCCCGUGGAUACCGGGGUGGUUCCGCUGGAGGCCGAGGCUUCUUCCGCGGGGGACGCAGCCGGGGCCGUGGGUUCUCUAGAGGUGGGGGAGACCGAGGCUAUGGAGGUGGUCGCUUUGAUUCCCGGAGUGGAGGUUAUGGAGGCUCCAGAGACUACUAUGCCAGCCGGAGUCAGGGUGGUAGCUAUGGUUACCGGAGUUCCGGCGGGUCCUACAGAGACAGCUACGACAGUUAUGCUACACACAACGAGUAAAAGCCCUCUGCGUCCAGAUCGUCCUUCCAUGGCUGUAAUUAAGAUGGGGGAGCUUCGCUGAACGUUGUGUAGUGAGCACCUUGUUCCCACUCUUGUGGUCCUUUCCGUUCUGCCCCAUCGAGAUGGCCUCGUGACCAGACUUUUCUUUUUAAGGAAGCGCUGUCUUUUUAAGCAUUAUAAAAAACGUUUUUGAAAGUACUUCAGAUUUUACUUUUUUACAAUGAGCCAUGGGUUUUGGGUUUUUCUAAAUUGUCGGGGUUGUGUGGGUUUUUGGUUGCUCGUUUUUUUUUUUUUUUUGGGUUUUUCGGUUGUAUUGUUUUUUCUUUUUUGUGUGGUUGCCCAUGAAGUCUGGCACCCCACCCCUCCUGGGAUGAAAUGGACUCUAUUUGAGCAAGCCAUGGCUCUCCAGCUCCCCAGCUCCUCUGUGGAGCACAGCAGGUCCUGCCCACUGGGCACAGGUCGCGGCCCAUGGGGAUGCAUAGCAGUCCAGCAGGCUGUGGAAGUGUUUAUUUAUAUUGUCCUUUUUUUUUUUACUGAAGACAUGCAUACUCCAUCGAUGUUGUAUUCACAGUGGCUAAGGAAUUCUUGUACGCAGUUUCUUUGGCUUCACGAAGCCGAUUAAAAGACGGUGUGAAACGAACCUCACUCUGACCAUUUCCCUUUCAUUGCCGACACACUGAGCUGCGGCUCCGUGGCCAGCAGAGCAGCUAGGAAGGCAGGGCAGUGCGGGAGGCCCAAGCAGCCCAGUGGGAACGGGAGUGGGCAGUGUUGAGGGGUAGCGGGCGGCAGAGGCCUUGGCCAGUGUAGGGCCGGGUACAGGGAGGGCCAGUGAGGCUGCCUAGCGGCUGCGCCCGCCAGUUCCAGGCAUUCUCUGCUAGCCUCCGAAGCCGCAGCCCUCGGGGGACAGACGCGAGCCACAGACCCUCCGAGACUCGCCUGCUGCUCCCCCCGCUAGCUCUGUGCAGCUGGCCUGUGCCUCGAGGUAACACUUUCGCUCGUGUCGCAUCCCUCUGAUUUAUAGCUCACUUGGACGGAAACUUGGGCCUGGGGUUGACCCUUGCUUCCUGGAAGUCGGGUCAAACUGGUGGUACCUACUGCCAGUCCUCCCGAGGCCGGCCAGAGCCACCGGGUGCCUGCCUUUGUGGACCUGUUUUUGUUCCUUGCUUGACAGGCUUCAGACCCGCGCUGCUGUCCUUAGUUUUUGCCCAGAGUCCGUGAGGCUGCUGAGCAGGGCGAGCCUGGCUCUGCCCAGGGGCUGCAGAAGGGCGCUGAUGCCCUGGGCCUUGGCCACCUUGGGACGAGCCACGUGGGCGCCGUGAGGGUGGGAGCAGAGAGGCUGGGAGGCGGGAGGGCGCUGCAGAACCACGGGGACGCCGGGGUCACGCGCCUCUGUUUGGCAGGAUGAAGGGGAGCCAACCUGAACCAUGGGAGAAUGGCUGUGGCCGUGACUUCGGGUCCUAGGAGGCUCCCCAGGAGCAAGAGCCGCAGACUGCACACAGUCGGCCAGGCAAUUCCUGAGCUGACACCCGCUCCCAGGCGACACAAGCUUCCUGCAGAACCAGAGAACGAAGCUGGGGCUGGCGUGGUUGCUGGGGCAGAAUGUUGGGGGGCUGCCUGAAUAAAGGGCUGUGACCCAGAACCCUGCUGUGUUGCUUG